Molecule: messenger RNA, 811 nt
Organism: Planococcus citri (citrus mealybug)
Lineage: Eukaryota; Metazoa; Arthropoda; Insecta; Hemiptera; Pseudococcidae
Exons: 1
Coding region: 22-498 (158 amino acids)
Source: RefSeq, a predicted model, not a curated record
ACCGAUGAGAAGUCGAUAGAUAUGGUGUUGUUAGGUUUUACAGAGACAGGUUACGUAUUGUACGAUGUUUUAAGAAAUAAAUUUACCAACUCUAGUUGCGUAGAAGUCGAUGAAACGCGUAAGAUACACGAUAUCAUCAACGACCAUUUGCUUAAAACAUCGGUAACAGUCAGUGUUAGCGACGUAGAGAUCGUACCUACGAUUCAGCAAGAUGUACGUAGUUCGGUAGAGCCAGCUCCUGGGUGCUCAUCUUGGGUAAACCCAGAUGAGUUGAGCGAAACCGAACGUAGCGGUGAAAUUCACGUUGAUCGUAGUAUGAUUGAUACUUCAGCUACCGACGAUCGAUCCGACGAUUUUGCAGAUUUUGCAUUGGCUAGCGUCGAUGAUUUAUCGUACGAACAAGCUUUGAACGGUCCAGAAGCGAAGUACUGGAAGGUAGCGAUCGACGAAGAGUUAAAGGCGAUGAAAGUCAAAGACGUUUGGUAUCUGGUAUGGUGAAAAUUAUUCGAAGGUAGACAGUAAGUGGGUUUUGAAGAAAAAAAUCAACUCGAAUGGUGGGGUAAAGUAUAAAGCGCGAUUGGUUUUACGUGGUUUUAAAGAUAGUCAUUUUUAUGAGUUGGAUGAAAUAUACGCUCCAACCCCAAACCAACCGAUCAUUCGAUCGAUGCUAAAUCUCGCAGUAGUAAAUCGUUGGCAAUUACGCCAAUUGGAUGUUAGCACAGCGUUCUUGAACGGUGACAUAAAUCGUAAUGUCAUGUUCAAUCCACCCAAAGGGACUAACGAAGAGAAAGGAGUAGUAUACGUUUUGAAG